Calliphora vicina (urban bluebottle blowfly) is the source of this 2146-nucleotide messenger RNA. It is a transcript of the gene spartin, whose product is annotated as spartin. The record is from RefSeq and is a predicted model, not a curated record. Bases 160 to 1863 code for a protein of 567 amino acids. Gene Ontology annotation, cellular component: plasma membrane. The transcript is spliced from 4 exons. Gene Ontology annotation, biological process: cell division; negative regulation of BMP signaling pathway. NCBI's taxonomy places the organism in Eukaryota, Metazoa, Arthropoda, Insecta, Diptera, Calliphoridae.
CAGAACUAAACGCACGCAGUUUAUUAAAGUGUUAUACACACCGCAAAAUUUUACAUUAUUGUAUUGUGCAAAAGACAAAACAAAUUCCAAUUGCAAAAUUGUAGUAAAUUGCUGAUUUUUUUGUUUGUGUAAGCAAUACUAAGGAAAGGGCUGUUAGCCAUGACAACAGAUGGUGAAUUUCUCAGCUCCUAUGAGCGCAUAAAACAGGCUAACAAAUUAACACUCAAGCAAAUCGAUCUCGCUAUCGAAUUCGAGGAGCGUGACAAACCUUUAGAGGCCAUAGCAGCCUAUGAAGAAAGCUUAAGAUUUAUCGAAACAGUAUUUUCCAUACCAGUCGGCCUGCCCGACAAUACCAAUGACAUUGAGGCUGAAUGGUCAGAUGCUUGCGCCAUUAUACAAAAGUUGAAAGGUGCUAAAACAGAAGUUACUUAUCGACUGAAAGUAUUAAAGCAGCAACAGGCCGCCGUUGAUUGUGAGGCGAGGGAAGCACAAGAAAACGAUGAUACAUUAAGUGAACCGCAAGCUAAAAGGAAAUCAACACUAUUGGAAAAUCCAGCCACCUACUAUGAUAUACAAAAUGUGGGCGGUGGUCCACCGAAAACCUAUAAACAAAUUGCCAAAGGUUUGCGGGAAGUUAUAGCCGAUAGGGAUAUACCGGUGUUGUAUGACACACUGUUUCAGGCUCAAGUGAAAUUGUAUAAAAUUCAACCGAAUGGUGUAGUGCAAACAUUGGCGGGCGAAACCGCGAUGUCAUUGGUUAUGUGCACCGUGGGUGACAAAUGGAGUUAUUUGAAUGGCAUGUACUUCAUACAGUGUUCCAUGAAAGGACAGGUUACCGAUCAGCCUUCAACCUCACAAGCCGAUGACAUGAUUUGGAUUUAUCCUCUCGUACCAACUGUAACCUCAUGUUAUCGCACCGACUAUGGAGCAUUUAUAUUUCCCGAUUUAGAAGCUGAAGUGCCCGGUUCAGCUUUUGGCAUAAUCUUAGCCACACCGCCGCAACUCAAUGCAGAACAAUUUGCAGAUUUGCAACAAUUCUUUUUAGAUCUAUUGGAGGCAGUAUUAGCGGGACGCAUUGAAGAAUUGCCACAACCCUUAGCUACAAGGCCCACCCGAGAUACUAGUCAACAGGUGUCUAGGCAUAUUGUUACUGCAGCUGAUUUUAUUGCCAGAGGUUUGGUUAAGGGAGCGGAAAAAACUGGUGAACUAAUGAUGAAAAGUACACCCUAUAUUAUAUCGAAAAUGAAACCGGCUCCGGAAAAUCCACCACCAGUCUCGCAGGGCCUGCAAACAACCGUGGAAGUGGCUAAGGGAGUAACAAAUGCAGCAGUGGGCGUAACCGGUUGGGUGGCUGGCAAAGUGGGUUCAGCCUCAAUGGCUAUAGGUAGAUUUCUAUCGCCCCACAUACAACAUCAUGGCGCCAAUCUAUUGCAAAAGACCUGUGGCCUCGACCAGCAGGAGGCGAAUAGUAAAAUGGAAGGCGCCUUGACUUUGGCAGCUGGAGCUGUGGAAGGUUUUAGUACCAUAAUGGAUGGUCUGGAUAAAUCUGCUGCCAUACUAGGCAACAAUCUAAGUGAAAAUUCCGUUAAAAUCAUAGAACACAAAUAUGGUUCCCCUGCUGGUUUUGUAGCUGCCGAUACUUUUGACACCCUGGGCAAUGCUUUUAUAGUAAGCCGCAAUGUCAACUAUAUGCUGCCCAAAGGCAUUGCCAAGAAAAUGGUUAAAAAUACCGGCAUAGCCGUCUUUGAUGACUACAAGCAAAACUAUAAAGGUGAACAGUAUGUGGCUGCUGGUGCUUUAUAUCCCGACUUGAGAUCUCUUAGGGAUAAGGCCGAGGAGGCAGGCUAUGGCUUAACGGAAUAAUUAAGACUUUGUUAAUAUGAAUUUAAUGCAACCAAAUCGAAUGUUUUGUCUGGAUAUUAUUAAAUAAUUACUUAAGUUGGAAUUUGUUGUUAUUAUUUUUAUUAAGUUGUUGCUUUUGCUUUAGAAUUAUCAUUUACACAUUCAUUUAGUUUAAUAAUGUGUUGUAUUAAUUAUAGUUUAUUUAUUGAAAUAAGUUUUUUCUGUAGAUUACAUAAUGUUCUCAUAUAUUAACUAUUCCAUUUUGAACAAUAAAGUUUUUAAUGAUUCGUAUUUGUCUCGAAAA